Molecule: messenger RNA, 219 nt
Organism: Prunus armeniaca (apricot)
Lineage: Eukaryota; Viridiplantae; Streptophyta; Magnoliopsida; Rosales; Rosaceae
Source: the annotation of a GenBank genome assembly
AUGAAUUUUGGAGCAGUGAGGAGAAAAGGAGAUUUCUGGCGUGAUCUUUGUGGUGGUGCGGUGGUCAAAGUGAUUUCCAACAGCCGUUCUGUGAUGUCUGAGAGCUUGGGUAGAGAAAGUCAGGACCCCUUGCCUUUGGUGGGGAACAUACCAAAAGUGAUGAGCCAAGCUUGUAUGUAUGUUAUGAAGGUGAGAGUUCCCAAUCAGAGUAUGUGGUAG